Molecule: messenger RNA, 612 nt
Organism: Melitaea cinxia (Glanville fritillary)
Lineage: Eukaryota; Metazoa; Arthropoda; Insecta; Lepidoptera; Nymphalidae
Product: basic proline-rich protein-like
Exons: 2
Coding region: 1-612 (203 amino acids)
Source: RefSeq, a predicted model, not a curated record
AUGGCUGCGACGCAGGCUGAGUCUCAGCGAAGCGAUGCGAACGUAGAUCAGAGUCCAUCGGAACAGCUAAGUGAAUCUCGGAACGUUCUAUUACAAAACGGCACCGACAAGUCCGUCGGGCGCGUUCCGCCCGAUGGCGUUGUGAACACAAAGAGUAAAUCGCCGAUGUCGGCCGAUCCGGGGCAGCCACGCGACGGUGGUGAAGCCCCCGGCCACGACAGGGGCGGUGAUCGGCCAUUGCCGGAUCAGUACGGAUCCUACCGCUACCCAGAGGGUGCGGAUCCUUAUUAUGCUCAACGGCCCGGUUUUCCCGGUAAACCGCGACCGCCGCCACAGCAAAGAUAUUUUCCGGGGCAAACUGUAUCGCAAGCUCCCGGUCCUACACCGACACUUAAUUCUUUACUCCAAUCGAGUGGGGCGCCGCCACAUCGUUAUCCCAAUAGCUAUGACCAGCCACCUGGAGGUUACGGGCCCGCGCCCGGAUGGCCACAGCCGAGGCCAAUGCCACCAUACAAUCCUCAACAGAGCCCAUAUAGAAACUCAACGGAGCAAAGGGAAGGGGGUCCUAAUCUUGCUUUUGAUUUACCAUCUGCUAGUCGCUGUGCUUUUUAG